Molecule: messenger RNA, 3187 nt
Organism: Musa acuminata subsp. malaccensis (wild Malaysian banana)
Lineage: Eukaryota; Viridiplantae; Streptophyta; Magnoliopsida; Zingiberales; Musaceae
Product: leucine-rich repeat extensin-like protein 5
Molecular function (GO): protein binding
Source: RefSeq, a predicted model, not a curated record
UUAAAUAUAUAAUAACGAAGAAGUAAAACAUUUUAUUCGGUGGUGCUCUCUCCGAUGACCGCACUUCUCCUAAUUCGCAGGGCGGGCGAUCCUUCUCCACCUCUAUCCCGUUCCGAGCAUGAUGACAUCGACAGCGCCGACCGCCGUAUCCGUCGGCGCCUCAGCCCCCGGCUAUCCGAAUUCCGUCGACUCUUCUCCGCGCUCAGGCCGCGGUGACUCCUUGAACGAGCCUCUCGCUUCGUCCGCCGCGGCGGCCUCGUCGCGCCUCCGCGUCAUGUGCAGCUACGGUGGCCGCAUCGUCCCCCGCCCCGCCGACAAGUCGCUCUGCUACCUUGGCGGCGAGACCCGCAUGGUCACCGUCGACCGCGGCUCCUCCUUCGCCGACCUCUCCGCCAAGCUGUCCCGCGACCUCCUCGGUGGCCGGCCCUUCUCCCUCAAGUACCAGCUCCCUAACGAGGACCUCGACGCCCUCAUCUCCGUCACCACCGACGAGGACCUCGAGAACAUGAUCGAAGAGCUCGAUCGCAUCUCCGCUGCCACCGCGGCUCCGACCUCCCCCGGAGGCGGUGGAUCGAGGCGCUCUCGCCGCCCCCGGCUGUUCUUGUUCCCUUCGAACCCGGAGUCGGCUCCAUCGUCCUUCAUGGGGUCAUUGUUGGACGAGUCGAAGUCGGAGACGUGGUUCGUGGACGCCCUAAAUACCGCGAUCGGCGGGAUGGGCAUCGACGGUCUCCCCUGCGGUCGUUCCACCGACUCCGCCUCCGUCGUCUGCCUCCUCGGCCUCGAGGACGACUCUUCCGUCCACAACCGCAGCGGCGGCGGCCAACAGCCGGAGUCCGUGCAGGUCGUCCUCCCCCACCGCGACUCCUCAGGCACGCUCGUCCGCCAUGGCCAGAACCUCAACUCCGUCCCCGGUUCGCCGAUGCUCGAUAAAUCUCCAUCCUUGGGAUCCAACUCGUCGACUCCAUCCCUCUCCAAUCUCCCAUCCAUCCUUGUUACCACCGCCGAUCUCCAUGCCGAUCGCCACAUCAAUGGUGUGGACGAUCACUUCGCCCACAUGAAUCCCUCAACCGACAAAGAGCCAUUGCAUGCCGUCCGCCACCAGCCCCCUCCGCCCCUUCCUCUCCCAAUCGCUUCUGUUCCCACUCCCACCAUCUACCCAACGAGUAGAGACUUCGACGACGACGACGACAGGUCCAACCACGGUGGUAGCGUCCUUGAGCCGCCGCAACCUACAAAACCUGGUGAUCCAGUGUCAAGGCUGACGUACCUGAAUGCAAUCUCGGAUCCCAAGGUCUCCUUUGAUCCUACCUAUCGUGUUCCGGUGCCGGUCACGGGUUGUGUGUCGCCACCGACACAGGCAGAGCAUAUACUGCAGCACCAACAGUCUCAGCCACAGUUCAUCCCGCCAAAUGCCCGUUACAUCCACCACCCAGCGGUCGGGACCGUCCUCCCCGUUCCUUCCUACUACCCUAUCGCAGCCCCUCCGGUGCAGCAGCCAACACCGACCCAACCAUUCCAUCCCCAAUUUCGAAUGUGCUACGUGCCUUUAGCUGCAGCUCCGCCCAAUUUGGGGGAUCCCAGUUCUGUACCACCAUCAGCAAAGCUGGCUGUGGCAGUGCCUAGUGUUCCAACGAAGCCCGAGUUGCCGGUAAAUUCGUACAUGUCGGCACCUGCACCUGCACCUGCACCUGCUUCGUUGCAGCCGCAGCUGAUCCGUGUAGCUAGCAAUCCUCACGCGGGAACAGGCUAUCAUGUGAUGCAGCAGCAAGCCCUCCUGCCUCGGACACCAGCAACAUCGGUUACUUACGGUGCUGAAGUCGCCGCCACACCCGGCCAUCCGGCGCUCUACCACGCUCGGGCCUUUUCGAGACCGGUAGUGAUCCCUCAGCAGUAUCAGACAGUGUGUUCCACGGCUGUGACUCGUCAUGCCGCAGCUCCUGGAGAUUCCAACACAUCCGGAGCAUCAUGAUCACGAAUCAGAACCUUGAUUAAAAGAAAGGAUUCUUUGUUUUUUUGACUGGAGGGAAGGGGUGUCUUGAUCUGCUGCUGCUGCUGCUUAUGUUGUCAAGCGCUUUAGUCUCUCUAUUGAGAUAGCAACAAAGGGAAUAGGUUUGCAGUCGAGGGUUUCAGGAUCCAUCCCUCGACUGCUGCUGGGGCCAUAUUCCUCAUGUUGAUAUAUCGUGGUAUUAUAAUAAAGUUGAGUCAUUCCUUGAAAUGGAGCUCAGCUGGUUGUACACAUUAAAUUCUGCUACUCCUUUUCAGAACAAAAUCUCGUUUGCUCGUCUUUCUUAAUUAAUGAGAUGCAGUUACCAAAUGCUAUUCUAUUUAUCUUCUUUCUUUGUUGUUGUGAGGCUGAAGUAGUAACAACAACAAAUUGAUUUCGGGAUAGCUACGAUCAGUCUACACGAGGGAGGUUGGUUGGAUCUCUUAAAUUUGAUUGGGCGUUCACCAAGUUGUUCAUGAAGGAUGGGACAGUUUACAGCUCCUCCGAGCAUGUGAAUGGCCUACUCAUUUCAUUCUCAUCACCAAAGUUAUAUCUUAAUACGGAGGACACCAUGGUCAUGUUUUCAGCUAGCUAUACUCCCAAGUCUGAUUCUAGCAGAUCAUGGUUGUUUGGUUGCUAAACAUGGGUUGUAAUCAACAUGAAAGGCUUCAUCCAGAUGCAACAUCUCCACUAUUGCACAUCAAGGACUAAACUCUCAGUUUGUGAGAAUUUAAUGGCACUGCCAAAUAGAUAUGGUCAGGAACCAACCAUCAGAUCCACCAAGAAAAGUAUCCUCUGGAAAAUAUCAUACAAUAUUUGCAUGAAGGAAUAGGCAACUAAAUGCAGCUCCAUAAUUAGCCGGACUGUCAUAGUCAAUCCAUGCUGCCUAGAUACCAGGUUAGUCUCAAGCGAAGCUAAACAACACUUGAAACCAAAGUCAGAAGAAUGACAACCCCAAAGAAGAAGUGGAGCACAAGAUUUGUUCAUGGCACUUGUAAUGUGUCAUAGUAGUAAAGUAACCUCACAAAACAAAACGCAGCCCUCUAAUUUGCAAUCUUGUAGCAGCUCAGAUGCCAAUCAGUGCAUUAAAGGGGAUGAUCAAUCUCAGGGGAAUCAAUAACAACAGAUGAUGUCUAACCACGAGCAACCAUCACUUACAAUGACCCAAGUUGCAUCUUUGCAAGGGCCAUCACCAUAGCUAUA